This is a messenger RNA of Miscanthus lutarioriparius, 357 nucleotides long. Lineage: Eukaryota; Viridiplantae; Streptophyta; Magnoliopsida; Poales; Poaceae. The record is from the annotation of a GenBank genome assembly.
AUGGACGCGGACACCUUCCCAGCGGAGCUGCGCGUGCUCGCCGUCGACGACGACCCCGUCUGCCUCAAGAUCCUAGAGAGGCAGCUCAAAUAUUGCAACUACAACGCGACGGUGGUGUCGGACGCCAGGACGGCAUUGGACAUGCUCAGAGAGAAGAAGGACGGGAACCAGUUCGACCUGGUGAUCAGCGACAUCGUCAUGCCCAACAUGGAUGGCUUCAAGCUCCUUGAGCUCAUUGGCCUGGAGAUGGAUCUCCCAGUCAUCAGUAAAGCCGGCCCUCGCUCAAACCCAUUUUCCCAUUUUUAUGCAUGCCAUUCUUCUGAUCGUGCAGACAAUAGCAAUCAUGAGAAUUUGUAG